AUGGCUGUAUUAGAACCCUGGGAAGCCAUUGCCGCUCGCAAGAAACAAGAACGCGAUUCCAAAAUACCCCCACAAUGGCGGAUACCAUCCUCGCUCCUUCCAAGCCUCGAUGUUCUCGAUGUCCACGAUUUUCCAAAGACGGAUAGAGAGCUGCUUAUAACCGAGUCUACGGCAUCCACAGUUGUCUCCAAGAUCGCGUCGGGAGAAUGGACAGCUCUUGAGGUCACCGAAGCCCGGGAUGGCAAGACGAUUGGGCCAUUGCACGGGCUCCUGAUAAGUCUAAAGGUACGGCUGGGUUCGACGAUCGGCUAUGUUUCGUACGCCGAAAAGCCGGCUACUUCAGACUCAACGCUAGUGACAGUUCUUGUCCAAGCUGGAGCCAUAUUAUACGUCAAGACAAACGUUCCGGCUACGCUUAUGAUGGGUGAAUCUGUGAACAAUGUCUUUGGUCGUACAAAGAAUCCCCGGAAUAGAGAGCUGACUUCUAGCGGGUCUUCUAGUGGUGAAUCUUGCCUGGUGUCGUUCCGAGAGAGUUUCAUGGGCAUUGGGACGGACAUUGGGGGCAGCAUCCGCAAUCCCUCGUCGUUCACCGAAUUGACUGCGAUUCAGCCAUCUCAUAGCCAAGUCUCCUAUCAAAACGCCGUCAACACGUACCUCGGCCAGGAAGUAAUGCGAUCUUGUGCAGGGCCAAUGUGCCGUUCAGUCUCUGAUGUUCGGCUUUUCAUGUCGGCUGUCGCAAGUCAGUCUCCAUGGCUCCUCGAUCCACAAACUCUGCCCAUACCAUGGAGAUCAGAUGCCGAGAAGCUGCCCGAAAAGCUUUGCUUUGGUUUUGGAAUGGGUGAUGGAACCGUGAUGCCCACUCCCCCUCUCAUGCGAGCCAUGGAGAUCGCCAAAGCAAAACUCAUCGCUGCAGGCCAUUCCUUUAUUGACUUCAUCCCUUCUGAGCAUAUAGAAGCGGCAGACAUCAUUUCCAAGAUGUGGGAGGCCGACUCUGGAGAGGAAUUCCAACGCGACACCGAUGUCUCCGUUUUUGACACCUGGCAGAAUCGGCAUAAAAGAGCCCUGCUUGCACAGCGGUGGCUCGAGAAAUGGCAAGCUACGGCAUCGGAAACUGGGACCGGGAGACCAAUAGACGGGCUCAUCAUGCCUAGCAUACCGUUUCCUGCGGCCAGACAUGAUGCCGGGUAUCCACACCAUUGGGGCGCGUUAUCGCCUCUCCUGGACCUGACUACUGGUGUCUUCCCAGUCACUCAGGUUGAUCUGAAGAAGGAUGUGAUACCAUCAGACUGGGAGCCAAUCUCAGAGACUGAUGGGAAGGUAUGGAAGUGCUACGGUAAGCCAAAGAACCACGAGAACGCUUUGGUCGGCCUCACCGUCAUUGGGCGCAUACUCGAGGAGGAGAAAGUUACGGCAAUGCUGGAUGUCAUCACCAAAGCUUUGGGCAUAGAUUACUGA
Mytilinidion resinicola is the source of this 1455-nucleotide messenger RNA. Its product is annotated as amidase. The coding region runs from base 1 to 1455 and encodes 484 amino acids. The record is from RefSeq and is a predicted model, not a curated record. NCBI's taxonomy places the organism in Eukaryota, Fungi, Ascomycota, Dothideomycetes, Mytilinidiales, Mytilinidiaceae. The transcript is spliced from 6 exons.